Ceratitis capitata (Mediterranean fruit fly) is the source of this 4779-nucleotide messenger RNA. RefSeq names its product alpha-2-macroglobulin (gene Tep4). The coding region runs from base 253 to 4662 and encodes 1469 amino acids. Gene Ontology annotation, molecular function: endopeptidase inhibitor activity. NCBI's taxonomy places the organism in Eukaryota, Metazoa, Arthropoda, Insecta, Diptera, Tephritidae. The transcript is spliced from 13 exons. The record is from RefSeq and is a predicted model, not a curated record. Gene Ontology annotation, cellular component: extracellular region.
CAGUCGCAUGAGCUUAGCUCUAAGCAAAGAGACGCUUCGUUGGUCAGUUGCCGCGAAACAGUUUACGGUGAAGGUGGUCUAAUCAGAGUGACACGGCUGCUAGUGGAGAUUUACAAAUAGAAAUAUAUUUCAUAAUUUAUUUUUGUUUUUAUAACAAGCACUGUAGCCUCUUAGGCGUACAAAAGUAUACAAAAAAAAAAAAAAUAUUUAUCUACUUUGUUUGCAAACAAGUGGUGUUUUGUGUUCAACGAAAUGAGACGAUUGUUUUUGUUGGCCCUGUGUGCCGCAGUGCUGAACUUGAACGCUCUAGUGCGUGCAGAGGGACAGGGUCAUUACUCGGUGAUUGCUCCCGGUACUUUGCAUUCGAAUAACAAAUAUACGGUUGCCGUAGCAGUACAUCAAAAUAAGGAGCCCGUUACAUUAAAAGUUGGUUUAGUUGGUCCUUAUUUUGAGAAAUCUGAAACAGUUCAAUUGCAAACGGACGAGACGAAAUUAGUGGAUUUUGAUGUACCUGUACUGGCAAAGGGCAAAUACAAUCUCACUGCCGAGGGUGUGGCCGGUUUGAUAUUCAAAAACACGACGGAACUCAAUUACGAUAGUUUUGCUGCAAUCACUAAAAUACAAACUGACAAGGGUAAAUAUAAACCUGGCGAUAAAGUGAAUUUCCGUGUAUUAUUUUUGGAUGAGAAUUUGAAGCCAGGUGUGGCGGAGAAAGAUGCUGUGAUAUGGUUUGAGGAUGGUAAACGCAAUAUCAUCAAGGAAUAUAAGAAUUUCGAUCUGAAGAAAGGCGUAUUUACUGGUGAAUUCCAAAUAUCCGAAUUUGCGGUACUUGGUGGUUGGCGCUUGAUUGUGAAAAAUGGCGGUUCGUACAAUCAGGAGGUCUACUUUGAUGUCGAGAAAUAUGUGCUACCAAAAUAUGAAGUUAAAGUAGAGUCCACUGAAGCGGUUUCUGUACGUGAUGGCGACGUUGAUAUUGUAGCGCGUGCUAAUUAUACUUACGGCAAGCCCGUUGAAGGUAAAGUAACAGCCGUACUGGGUUAUGGGGAUCUGUAUUCUUACUCUGCAGAUGAAAAGAUCAAAACGGCACCAACGCUUAUUAAAAGCGCUGACAUGGUGAAUGGAAAGGCAAAAUUGUCACUCAACGUCAAAGAGUUCAAGGAUCACUUAGUGAGCGACUCGUAUGCCUCAUCGAUACAAAUCACAACAACAGUGGAGGAAGCAUACACUGGCGUAAAAUUAAAUGAAACCAAAUAUAUCAGUGUUUUUCCCUAUCGCUAUGUUAUGAACUGCGUAACUUAUGAUACUUGUUACACAUACCACGCGGAUAAAGAAGCAGAAGUUCUGUUACAAGUGAAUUUCGUUGAUGGCACAGUGAUAACGGAUACUAAGAAUCCGGUUAAACUCACAUUCAAGGAGAAGUUAUCCGAACGACACUACUGGCAUGGAUCACGUAAGAAUGAAGAGAAGGCAACAACGCCGAAGCCAACGAUCGAAGGAAAAAUCUAUACCUUUGAGAGUCAUCUAAAUGGCACAGGAUUUGCGAAAUUUGCAGUGAAAUUACCUAAUUUAGAUGAAAUCCCGGACUAUCAACAUUACUACGAAGUUACGGCUGAAUAUAUUGAUGAGCAACGUAAAGUUUCCAACACUUACCAAUACCGCGAACCGAAAAAUAUGAAGCCACAAGAAGAAACAGAACCAAAGGAGUGGUUCAGACUAGCGGUUAAUUAUCCGUCUAAUAAGUAUUCGAUAAACUCCUCCGAAAUCGUUACAAUAACCGUAAACUCUAGUCAGCCCCUGCCAUAUUUAAUUUACGACAUUGUUGGCCGUGGUAACAUUAUAGAACAACAAAGAGUUGAUUUGCCUGAAAACACCAAAGUCUUUAACAUCACUCUGCCUUACAAACACCUAUACGCUCCAUUCGCAAGGUUGUACGUUUAUUAUGUGGAUUCACAAGGCGAGUUCCACUCGACGGAGUCAUCAUUCCAAGCUGAAAUGGAACUGCAAAAUAAGAUUGACAUAACUUCCCCGGAUGAGGUGAAACCCGGUGAGACUGUGCCUUUGCAUAUUAAGACGGCGCCACAUUCAUUUGUGGGACUUUUAGCUGUCGAUCAGAGUGUGUUACUACUCGCAGGUAAUAACGAUAUAUCUGAAGAUGAAUUUAGAUGGCGCGUGGGUAGUUAUGAUACAAGCACGCCAUGGCAAGGUGGCUAUUCGCAUUAUCCUGGUGAAUAUACAGGUGUAGUUACGUUGACAUCCGCUGAUUACUUUUACAAUUGGACCAAACCAGUUUAUGCACCUGCAGUACCCUUCAGUGCUCGCGGUGAAGUAUUUCAUAGCUUCAACAAGGUAAGCGACGAAGCCAUAACUACUAUGGCACCACAAGGUGCCUUCGGUAUUGCUGGUGGAGCAGGUGCUUCGGCAUCACCACCUUCCCAACAGCCAACAAUACGUAAGGAUUUUAGAGAAACCUGGCUUUUUACAGACAUCGAAGACACACAAGCAGAAGAAUUUGAUUUCCCAGAAAAAAUACCAGAAACUAUUACCUCUUGGGUGCUAACGGCAUUUUCUGUGAAUCCAGAGAAAGGACUUGCUGUGAUGAAAGAUCCUACGAAGAUCAAAACAUUCCAGCCCUUCUUCCUGUCGCCACGGCUGCCCUACUCCGUGAAGCGAGGUGAAGUCGUCAACACGCAACUUUUAAUCUUCAACUACCUGGAUAAGGCUUUAGAUGUCGCUGUCACACUGGACAAUGUGGACAAUGAAUAUGACUUCACCGAUGUCUCUAAUGAGAUUAUUAAUGAGCCGAGCCGUGUUAAAAAUGUCCGCGUACCCGCUCAAUCUUCAGCUGGUGUUUCAUUUAUGAUUCGUCCCAAAGUUAUUGGCAACAUUCUGCUGAAAUAUACCGCCGUCUCACCAAUUGCUGGUGAUGCCAUACACAAAGCACUGAAAGUGGUGCCCGAAGGUGUGACGGAGUACGUAAAUCGUGCAUACUUUGUAAAUCUUAAGGAAACACCGGACUUCAAGCAGACCUUCGAAUUGGAUUUGCCCCAAGAUGUCGUGCCAGACUCAGAGCACGUAGAAGUCUCAGCUAUUGGCGAUAUUUUAGGGCCGCUCUUAAAUAAUAUGGACCAUUUAGUACGUCUGCCAACGGGCUGCGCUGAACAAACUACUUCAUCCUUUGUACCCAACUAUGUGGUUUUGGAAUACCUAAAUAAAACCAAUAAACUAACACCAUCAUUGCAAUCACAAAUUCAAAACAAUCUUUUAUCUGGCUACCAACACAUUCUGAACUUCCGCUUGGAUGAUGGCUCGUUUAGUUCCUUCGCCAGAUAUAAGGACUUGGAUCACCCGCUCAAUGGCUCUACGUGGUUAACCGCCUAUAUUGUGCGCUCUCUUAAUCAAGCUAAGCCACAUAUUAAUGUCGACGAGAAAGUGCUGACUACAGGAUUGAAGUAUCUGAUCAGUCAACAAGCAGAGAAUGGUAGUUUUCUUGAAAGCAACGAUUUCUUCUUUGGUUCUUAUAGAAAACCAUUGACUCUUACUGCUAGCGUUUUACUUACCUUAGUAGAGGCAGAGGAACUCAGUAAACCAUACGAAGCAGAAAUUGAAAAAGGUUUACAAUAUAUUUUGAAUAAUUUGGGUAAAGAGGAAGAUCUUCAUGUUAAGGCCAUCACAGCGUAUGCUCUAAACAAAAUCUCUAGUCCCGCAGCAGCUACACAACUGGCAGAGCUGCAAACCCUCGCUAAGACCGAAGAUGAUCGCAAAUGGUGGACGAAUAAAAAGGAAAACCCUUCCAAAUUAUGGUGGCGCUGGGCUUUCAGCAACGAUGUAGAGAUCACCUCUUAUGUCUUGCUUACACUUUUUGAAAGCGACAAGGCAACCAUCGACGAUGUAUUGCCUGUUAUACGUUGGUUGGUGGCACAGCGCAAUAGUUAUGGUGGCUUUGCAUCAACACAAGACACCGUGCUGGGACUUAAAGCACUAAUUAAAUUUGCCGAUUUCGCUGGAUACGAAGCAGCUAAUAUGAAGUUGGACGUAAUUGGUAAAGGUGGUGAUAGAGAAAAGAGCGAGACCAUUCAAAUGACACAAGAUAACGGUUUACAGACACAAAGUGUAGAGUUACCACAAAAAACAAAAUCGGUUGAUUUGAGCGCCACAGGUACCGGCGCUGCUCUAGUACAAGUCGCUUACCAGUACAACGUCUUCGAGAAGGAGAAACAGCCCACUUUUAAAAUCGACACUGCUAUAAACAAAGAAGCGCCUGCUUUUAAGCUUGAUAUGGAGGUUUGUGUACAGUACAUUGGCGAAGGAGAGGCAUCAAAUAUGGCGCUACUGGAGAUCUCAUUGCCUUCCGGUUAUGUAGCCGAUGAAGAGAGCUUUAAUCAAAUUGAAGCAGUUAAACGUGUCAGGCAAGUGGAAAGUAAACAGUCGGGCACAACGAUCGUGGUCUACUUUGAGAGUCUUGCGAAGAAUGAUGUGUCUUGCGUGCCGGUUGAGGCGCUUAAACAACACGCUGUUGCUAAUCAGAAACCAAGUCCGAUCGUUGUGUACGAUUAUUAUGAUACAGCGCAAAAAGUAACCGAGUACUACACGGCAUCUUCGAAGUUGUGUGAUAUUUGCGAGGACGAUGAAGAGUGCAAGAAAAUGUGUGCUACGCAAGUGUAACAUAAUUGUUUGUAAAUUAAUAAAAAUUUAAUACUUUUGUAUAUACUCAUUUCCAUAAAAUUGGUUAAAACAAAUGAAGAUUUAAGAAUAAAAUAAAAAAAAAAGUUCUAAAACAUU